Messenger RNA from Bipolaris sorokiniana ND90Pr, 186 nucleotides. RefSeq lists its product as uncharacterized. The record is from RefSeq and is a predicted model, not a curated record. The annotation marks the transcript as partial. NCBI's taxonomy places the organism in Eukaryota, Fungi, Ascomycota, Dothideomycetes, Pleosporales, Pleosporaceae. The transcript has a single exon.
GUUAACUAUAAGAUUAAACUAAUCUCUAAAGAUAAUAGGAAGCUGCUAGAAGUCCCGUAUAGAUCUCUCUAUAAUAUAUCUAGAGAUAAACUUCUAGUACUAUGUAAGAUACUAUAUAAGUUACUUAAGAAAGGGUUUAUCUGCGUAAGUAACUUCUUUACCGCGUUACUAGUUCUUUUUAUAUAG